AUGACCCCUUCCUGCCCUAACUGGCUUCGCGUACGAGCACCGGCCUCUACCUCAUCUACAUUAUUAAAACUCCUUAAUGCCACCGAACGGUUCACCGUCGGGUUCUCCGCAAUCGUUAACUGCACCAUCGCCGGCGCCGAUGCGCCAGCCUUUUUCGUCCAUGAUCCGAGAACAGUGGGAGAUUGGCUGAAUCUGUUGCAGCUAGGUGUCGAUUGGGUGCUGCUCUUGCUCUUCUUCAUUCUAUGUCUCACCUAUCCCCCUUCCCACUCCCCCUACGCCAGUCAGGUACGCAUCCUAGUCGCCGUCCUGUACACGGCGUUUACCCUGAUCUCCGUCGUUCCACUUUUCACCGACGCUCUCUUCCCCUCCAUUUUCCACGAACCGGGUGAACGUCAACUCAAUUUCGGCGUGGCCAUAUUGAUGGGGUUUCAUCUCUUUUUCCUCAAUACCAUAUUCACACUUCUCAGCAUCUGUUCGAUCAUUCCCCAGGCCGUCCAAUUUCGCUCGCCCCCGCUGAAUUCCGGUGUGGUGAGAGUGCGGAACUGCGCUCUGCAAGGGGUAGUAUUGGCCAUGAUAGCUGUGUCGUGGGUGUUUCGAGUGAAACUCCCGGAUGGGGUCAAUGUCCUAACGCCGUUCCGAUCCAUUAUUUGGGAGAAGGAGAGUGGGUGGGAAGGGAGUGACCGUAAGAGGAGGAGAAACGGAUCCGCUUCUACAAGGAACAAGAGUUCAUUAACUCGUGCCAUAUUUUCACUUUGGGAUGUUCUUUCGAUUCCAAUGCAUAUAUUCCCGGAUGGUCAAGGUACAAGCCCUGGAGCCCUUGCGAGACAUGAUGAGGAACCUAUUUCAUAA
Aspergillus neoniger CBS 115656 is the source of this 849-nucleotide messenger RNA. RefSeq lists its product as uncharacterized. Bases 1 to 849 code for a protein of 282 amino acids. The transcript is spliced from 5 exons. NCBI's taxonomy places the organism in Eukaryota, Fungi, Ascomycota, Eurotiomycetes, Eurotiales, Aspergillaceae. The record is from RefSeq and is a predicted model, not a curated record.